AUUCUUUGCUGCUUAUGGCAACCCGCGCCAACGCCCGCUCUGGGAAAGGCUAGCCGUUGCCCCUCCCCCUUUCUUCCUGAUCCCUCAACGUUCGAGUUCAAAAUCCCCACUUUAUAGUUCCUCCGCCUUCUCCCUCUUUUUGAUCCUCAUCUGUGCGCGAUCGAUCGAGUUCUUACGAAAUCACAGUCAUGGCGACUCCCGCAAGGAGAUCCCCAGCCCCUAGAUGCCAAGCCGCGGGGUUACGGAAGCUCUCGGAGAACGUAGACCCCAAUUUCCUUAUCUCGACUCCGCGGCGGAGGCCGCCGUCUAAGCCUCCCGCAGCGAAUCCGGAUAAGCGUAUUGAGUUGAGUCCCAAAAGUUCUGCCUUUGUCACUCCGAAAAAGAAGAGCUUUUUGACUCCGCACAAGCCUUUGGAGCCCAAGAAGUGCCCCGAGGAAGGGGGAAGAAGAAGAAAUGCGGAGAGGAGCACCGAUCGCGAUGUGGAGGAGAAGGGUUCGGAAGGGAGUUCGAAGGUGAACGCGAUGAGGCGAUUGAUACUGGAGGAGGCCAUGAGCAGUUUACCGGCGCACGGGGCAGGGCGGGUUAUGUACCUGGUGAAGACUUUUGAGAGGCUUCUGUCGAUUCACAGGGAGGCCAAAGGGAGGAGAGGAGGAAGGGAAGACACGAUAAAGGUGAAGAAUUGGGCAUUACCCGGCAUGGAUUUUCGCCCCAAGGUCAAGGCCAGUGGAUUCUUCCUCUCGCCAGUUCCGUGUUUGGAAGAAUGCCUAACUGGAGAUUACCCAGAAGGAGGUUCUGACGAGGAUAGCAGAUUGAGCAGUAGAAGCAAUCAAUCUGGCGAAGGGAAAAGGAACGUGCGAGAUGUAUGAGAAUACAAAUACAUACAAGACUAGUCACUAGUUAUUCUACAAAUUCUACACCGUUUCUUUCCUUUGCUUUCUUCCAUAUGAAUCUUAAUACAUUUCUCCCGAAUUAUCAAUAUUCACAUCAUGCAAUUGUUUAAUUUCUCAAUGAAUGCUGCAAUGAGCUAAAAAUUAUUUUCUCCUAAUAUCCAUCUUUAUAUUCUAGAGCAAUGGUUCGUCAAGAAGAAGCAGGAAUAAAAGACUAAAAGUGAAAAGCCAGCUGCCGUUCAAAUUGAGGACGGAGAUAUCAUAAAACUAAUGCUUUGGUUCUUUUCCUUCAUUGAUAAGGCUCGGCAUCAUUAAAAAAAAAAAAUGCUUUUGUGACUUCCCAACUGGAUGAAGCAUAACUGAGUUCAUUGGCAAUUAGCAAAGAGGAAGGUACAAGGAAGAACAAUUUAUCAAGAAAGUGAAGGAAAUGCUUAUGGAAGUGGAGAAACAACGCAUACCUAUUGCACAAGGGCUCCCCUGGACUAGGAAGAACCUGAGUCAAAUUUAAAGCUGACCAAGUUAUCAUGUAUGUUAGAUUCCAGCAAAGCCUCCUACAAAGGAACCAACAGAGCCACUUGAUGUUGUCCUCCACAGCCCUGAAGCUGACCAAGUUUUUUAACAUUAUUUCUUACCAAUUAAAUUUAUUCGCUGAUAAACAUAUUCUAUGUAGCUUCAAGAAAAAGAAGAAAUAAGACAUCUUCGAAAAAAAAAAACUUGUACCAAAAGCUCAGCCCAUGCCUUACUUUGAUCGUUCCUCGUCUCCAAUAAGUAAGCGUCUAGUAC
Messenger RNA from Zingiber officinale, 1670 nucleotides. RefSeq lists its product as uncharacterized. Bases 189 to 866 code for a protein of 225 amino acids. The transcript is spliced from 4 exons. Lineage: Eukaryota; Viridiplantae; Streptophyta; Magnoliopsida; Zingiberales; Zingiberaceae. The record is from RefSeq and is a predicted model, not a curated record.